Molecule: messenger RNA, 768 nt
Organism: Prorocentrum cordatum
Lineage: Eukaryota; Dinophyceae; Prorocentrales; Prorocentraceae
Source: the annotation of a GenBank genome assembly
GAUGAGGAGGGCUAUCUGUUGUCUGCUUAACGAUGGGCGCGCUUGCAUCCAGCUUGACCUCGCUAUUUCUCGACAGAUCCAUCGCGAGAUAUCGCGAGGGCCCAGCGCUCUUUCACGCAAGCUGUUUUUUUGUCCUUCACAGGCCGAUGACAGGCAGCUGGGGCCGAAAAGAGCUGUGCCGAUGCCGUGCGCAGCAGCUCAGGUGGGGAAGACGAAGGUGCCCUUGCCCUAGGCCUUGCCCUCGAACUUGCCCUUGUUCCUGCCCUCGCCCAUGCCGUCCAGCGAGGCGUCAGGCAGCUUCACGUGGGCGUAUGAGAUGCGCUUCGCGGCAGUCCAGCCGUGCUCCGAUGUCGUGAGCACGCAGUUGGUGUCCGCCAUGAGGUCCAAUGUGAAGGUCUCGAUGUGGUGGAUGUUGGUCUUAGGCGUGCCAACACACUGGAUCAUCGGCGUCGUCUUCAUCACGAUGUCGUUCUCGGUGGCCCCCUUGUGGGACCGAGUGUUCUCUAGGAAUAUCUCGCUGGUGUCGGUGGCAUGGUGGUUGGGUUCAUUUUUUGUGCUGCCUGCUGCUUGGUAUCACGCACAUGCCUCUCAGUAGUUUUCUCGCAGCUCCAGCGCGCCGAUCGUGCGGCAGCUGGCUGAUCGGCGCCACGGUUGGCGCAAGGACUUGCCCGCAGAGUGCAUAGUUCCAGGUGGCCUCUGGACGCCCCCGGGGCCCAGAGCUCAGAAAGCUGUUUCAAGCUUAUCUUUCGAUCCCCGAGGAGAGGGAGG